Triticum dicoccoides is the source of this 1729-nucleotide messenger RNA. RefSeq lists its product as uncharacterized. The transcript has 4 exons. Gene Ontology annotation, molecular function: protein binding. The record is from RefSeq and is a predicted model, not a curated record. NCBI's taxonomy places the organism in Eukaryota, Viridiplantae, Streptophyta, Magnoliopsida, Poales, Poaceae. Bases 1 to 1434 code for a protein of 477 amino acids.
AUGGAGGCGAGUUCGGGGCCUCGCCGGAGUUCCACCCCGGAGCCAGAUGGCCCAGGCGACGGAGCGGACCUCAUCAGCGGCCUCCCCGACGACGUGCUCCUCCUUGUCCUCGCCCGCCUCCCCUGCGCCGCCGCCGCCGCCCGCACGGGAGUCCUCUCCCACCGGUGGCUCGGCCUCUGGCCCAGCCUCCGCCAGAUCGUCUUCCGCGGCGUGGCCCUCCCCUCGCUCGAGGAGGCGCUCGGCCGCGUCACUCCGCCUGCGGUUUCCCUCCUCAAGAUCCGCGUCCCCAUCAAGCAGCAGCGUGGACCCGUCCCCACGGCCACGGAGCACCGGACAGACAGCGCCGGCGUCCCCAUCAACUCGCUGCUCCGCGCCGCCGCGCGGCUCGAACCGGAGAAGCUCGACUUCCGCCUCCCCGCCGGCUUAAUCGACCGUUCCCUCGCUGUCGAUCUGCCUUGCUUCCACCGCGCCACCUCUAUCGCGCUGGACCUUUCCCCCAUCACCCUGGCCCUGCCGGCCGGCGCCGAUUUCCCCGCACUUGAGACGCUGUCCCUGGUGCGUUGCAGUACCGACCUCGACGCCUUGCUCUCCUGCUGCCCGCGCGUGCGCACGCUCCACCUCAGCACGGCCCGCGACAUUAGGGUCAACUCGCCGUCGCUCCAGGAGCUUGUCGUCUGCUGUGAGACCAGUGUGACACGACAUGUCGACAUCGUUGCUCCCGCUCUUAAGCAGUUGGCCAUCUCAUUGACGGCGGUGGACCUCAGCAUCUCCGUCUUGGCACCAAUGGUGGAGAAGGUCUCGUGGCACUGCCUAUACUUGGGACCGCGUAUUGUGUUUGGUGUUUGGAGCCUCAACAAGGUGCAGCUACAGUCGGCGGAGAUACAAGGAGAGCCAUCGUCGCUGUGCAUUUAUGCCUGUGCGUACUCUGGCUUCUUUCGCGCUCAGGAGAGCCACUUUAAGCAGGAGAUCGAGAAACAUAUGGUUGCUGCUUUCUCUGGUUUAGAGCUUCAUCUCACAUCGACGAGGCAUGCUUUUGGAGCAUUGGUGUUUCAUCUUCUUGGAAUGAAUCGAAUCCGUACUGCUAUGCGGAGGCUUAAGGUCGUCCUACAGAGAUCAGCGUUGAAAGAAGUAUGCCUGCCAUACUGUCCUUGUGAGUCGAACUGGAGGUCCCAGACUAUAUCCUUGGAUGCUCUCGAAGAAGUGGAGUUCAAUGGAUUCGACGGAGCGGAUCAUGAGUUUGAUUUAUUGGAAUUGGUACUUGGAUGUGCACCGACACUGAAAAGAAUGAUUGUCAAGCUAUCCGAGGAGACCUCGGCAAGUAAUGAUGGAUGCGCAAAGAUAGACAACAUCUUCAAGGCAUGGUCCUCUGUGGAAUGUGAUGUUUAUCACAGCUCUGGGUUAAUGCACAGCAGCCAAAAUUGCCCGUCAACAUGAUUCUCAUCCUUGGGUCUCUUGAUCCUGUGGUGCGCAUUGACAAGAUCAUCCUAAGUCUGUGGAUUCAUGGUGCACAUUGACAAGGUCUCAGGACUUUGCUUGGUUGCUUCAACUGAUCAUCUGGCGUGUUCUUUUGCCGGUGUACUGUACUGGUUAUAUAUAAGGUGCUCAGUUGUAUCUAUUGUGGUUCCUAUGCUGUUUGACUAUUGAAUUAAUGCACUCUACCUAUGUUGUGAGUCAAUUACUCGAAGCCGACUAUCAUGUUAAGCCGAUGGUUUCAGUUCCCAUUUUGCGC